This is a messenger RNA of Euleptes europaea (tarantolino), 2219 nucleotides long. RefSeq names its product sterile alpha motif domain containing 4A (gene SAMD4A). Gene Ontology annotation, cellular component: P-body. Gene Ontology annotation, molecular function: translation repressor activity; mRNA binding; protein binding. NCBI's taxonomy places the organism in Eukaryota, Metazoa, Chordata, Lepidosauria, Squamata, Sphaerodactylidae. The record is from RefSeq and is a predicted model, not a curated record. Gene Ontology annotation, biological process: nuclear-transcribed mRNA poly(A) tail shortening; regulation of mRNA stability; negative regulation of translation. The transcript is spliced from 12 exons. Bases 1 to 2118 code for a protein of 705 amino acids.
AUGAUGUUUCGCGACCAGGUCGGCGUGCUGGCCGGUUGGUUCAAGGGCUGGAACGAAUGCGAGCAGACGGUCGCUCUCCUCUCCCUGCUGAAGAGGGUGAGCCGCAGCCAGGCGCGCUUCCUCCAGCUCUGCCUGGAGCACUCCUUGGCCGACUGCGCCGAGCUGCACGUUCUGGAGAGCGAGGCGAACAACCCCGGAAUCAUUAACCAGUGGCAGCAAGAAUCAAAGGCCAAAGUGAUUUCUCUCCUGCUCACGCACCUGCCUUUGCUGAAGCCGGGCAACAUCGAAGCGAAAGUGGAGUACAUGAAGCUGCUCCCGAAGAUCCUGGCCCACUCGAUCGAGCACAACCAGCACAUCGAGGAGAGCCGGCAGCUCCUCUCCUACGCCUUGAUACACCCCGCCACGUCCCUGGAGGACCGGAGCGCCCUGGCCAUGUGGCUGAACCACUUGGAGGACCGCACGUCGGGGACCUUCGGCGGCCAGAACCGAGGCCGGUCCGACUCGGUGGAUUACGGGCCGUCGCACUAUUAUCACCAAAGACAGAACUCGGACGAUAAGCUGAACGGGUGGCAGAGCUCGCGGGACUCCGGCAUAUGCGUGAACGCCUCCAGCUGGCAGGACAAAAACCUGGGCUGCGAGAAUGGCCACCUGCCCCUCUAUUCCUCCUCCUCCGUCCCCGCAACCAUCAACACGAUCGGAACCAGUGCAGGGACAAUUCUCUCGAGCCAGACUCACCACAGCCCCCUGAAGCGGUCUGUAUCCCUUACCCCGCCCAUGAGCGUGCCCAGUCAGCCUCUAGGGCACGGAUGGAUGUCUCAUGAGGACUUGCGUGCCAGAGGAGCCCAGGGCCUCCCUUCCGAUCACGCGCCCCUCUCUCCUCAAAGCAGUGUAGCCUCUUCGGGAAGUGGUGGGAGCGAACAUUUAGAAGAUCAGACUUCUGCUCGUAACACAUUCCAGGAAGAAGGGAGUGGUAUGAAAGAUGUUCCCGCCUGGCUGAAGAGUCUCCGCCUCCACAAGUACGCCGCCCUUUUCUCACAGAUGACGUACGACGAAAUGAUGGGCCUGACUGAGUGUCAGCUUGAGGCACAAAACGUUACCAAAGGCGCAAGGCACAAAAUUGUGAUAAGUAUCCAAAAGCUAAAAGAGAGGCAGAACCUCCUCAAGUCCUUGGAAAGGGACAUCCUAGAAGGAGGCAGCUUGCGCGUCCCUCUGCAGGAGCUCCACCAAAUGAUCCUCACCCCGAUCAAGGCCUACUCUUCGUGCAACCUGACGACGGACGAGCACGGCCGGGAUCCCGAGCCCCAUCGGCCGGCCUCACUGACCAGCCCGGACAGCCAAGGGUCGGAAUGCAAGGACUCCGCCUCCAGGGGGAUGCACCAUCACCACCUGCUGGGCUGCGAGGGAGAAUCCGGAGGGGCCCCUUUGCCGGAAGGCGACAUCCCGGGACAGUUUACAAAGGUGAUGGGGAAAGCGUGUACUCAGCUCCUCGUCUCCAGACCGGAUGAGGAGAACAUAAGCUCCUAUUUACGGCUGAUAGACAAAUGCCUAAUUCAUGAGGCCUUUACAGAGACACAGAAGAAGCGGCUGCUGUCAUGGAAACAGCAGGUGCAAAAACUCUUCCGGUCCUUCCCUCGGAAAUCCAUCCUAGACCUCUCGGGAUAUCGGCAGCAAAGAGCCCGAGGAUUCGGCCAGUCAAGCUCCUUACCAACAGCUGGAUCUGUCGGUGCAGGAAUGGGCAGGCGGAACCCCCGCCAGUUCCAGAUCCCCUCCCGGAACCUUCCCACCACCCGGCUGGGCCUGCUGGGCCCCAGCGGCCUUCUGGGAGCCGCCCAGCGCAGCACCGCCACCAACCCCACCAUCCUGAAGCAAGGGCGGCAGAACCUUUGGUUUGCAAAUCCCGGCGGGAGCAACAGCAUGCCCAGCAGAACCCACAGCUCGGUCCAGAGGACGCGCUCACUGCCGGUCCACACUUCUCCGCAGACGAUGCUCAUGUUUCAGCAGCCAGAGUUCCAGAUACCAGUAGGAGAACCCGACAUUAAUAACAGGCUGGAGUCCUUGUGCCUCAGUAUGACAGAACAUGCCCUGGGCGAUGGCGUCGACAGAACCUCGACCAUCUAGGUGACGGAGGAGUCUGCAGCGAGACCGCUGGCUAUGACGGAGCACCUGCUGCUGGACCAGUGGCAAACUGGGCAACGAGCUCCCCCUCCAUGCUCUGAGGA